Molecule: messenger RNA, 354 nt
Organism: Rotaria sp. Silwood1
Lineage: Eukaryota; Metazoa; Rotifera; Eurotatoria; Philodinida; Philodinidae
Source: the annotation of a GenBank genome assembly
AUGGCUUCGAAGAAUGUUGUUGAAAAAGAAGUCGAACGUGGGCAAAGAUUUUCCGAUAUUGAAGAAGAUCCACGAAGGCUGUUAACGAGAAUAUCUGGCUAUGAAAAGAAACCUAUUGUUGCUUUAGAAAAAGCUGUUGAACCUCUCGGGCACGUGGAACAUGAAAUUCUUUUACCACCUGCUCGACGCUUUGAAGUUGUUGCAGUUGUCCCACAAGGUCCCGAAUUGACAUUAAUACAGUUAGAAGAAAUCGAAUCACCUGUCCAACUUAUCGACCUUGGACCACAAAAUAUUGUUUCACCAACUGCAACAGGUAAAGGUUCAAGUACCGCAGCAGCAUCAUUAGGGCCAUGA